This is a messenger RNA of Strigops habroptila (Kakapo), 752 nucleotides long. Its product is annotated as ovomucoid-like. Gene Ontology annotation, molecular function: protein binding; serine-type endopeptidase inhibitor activity. The transcript is spliced from 4 exons. Lineage: Eukaryota; Metazoa; Chordata; Aves; Psittaciformes; Psittacidae. Bases 61 to 324 code for a protein of 87 amino acids. The record is from RefSeq and is a predicted model, not a curated record.
UAAGCUAAGCAUACUGGAAUACCGAGAGCACAGAUUGGCUGUGAAACAAGUCAAGAACCCAUGGGUACCAUGAAGAUAACAGGUGCCUUUGUGCUUCUCACCCUGGCAGUUCUUUGCUUAACAAAUGCUGCCAAAGAGAAUGAGUUGCAGGUGGACUGCAGUGAAUACAGUCGGUUAGAGAGAGGAAGACCUAUUUACUGUGAAAGACUCUAUCAACCCUUCUGUGGCUCUGAUGGGAAAACAUAUAACAACAAAUGUUCUUUCUGCAAAGCAGUGCUGAAAAGCAGAGGUACCUUACAAAUGAAGCAAGCAGGGGCAUGCUGAAUGAGUUCUGCAUGCUGGAGAAGAGUGCUGAGAACAGCUUUACACUGCCUUAUCACAAUCUCUUAAUUUAAUUUCAUUCAUCCUGCCUGUUCUGGUGAUGGUGAACAAAGCACACAGUAGCUUUUUCAGCUGUGCUCUGCCAUUUGCUGCUUCUCUCUGCUCCCAAGUAUUGGGAUUGACACUUCUGUCCUCCCUGCAAAGCACCUCCUCAGGAUUCCUGUUUCUGUAGCAAGCUGGUUUUCACAAGCCCUAUUCUUCUAAGAAUGCCACCUGAUCUUAGUGGUCAUGUCAGUGCAGGCAUUGCCUCUGUUUUCCUUGUUGAAGUGUUUUCUUCCAUUUACUCAAACUUUUGCAGAUGCUUUUUUUUUCCAAAGGCUCCAGCUUUUCCAGGUAGUGCUUUGGUUCUACCAGGUUUGCAGAUAAAAUUU